AUGGCGAGGAAUUUGUCAGUGAUCUUGAUCCUGACCUUCGUUCUGUCAGUCACACAUCCCCUUCAUGAAGUAGGACCAGCCACUGCUUUCCCUCAGACCACUGAGAAAAUUAUUCCGAAUUGGGAAUCUGGCAUUAAUGUUGACUUGGCAGUUACCACACGACAGCAUCAUCUGCAGCAGCUUUUCCAUCGCUAUGGAGAAAAUAAUUCCUUGUCAAUUGAAGGAUUCAGAAAAUUGCUUCAGAAUAUAGGCAUAGAUAAGAUUAAGAGAAUCCAUAUACACCAUGACCAUGAGCAUCACUCUGACCAUGAGCAUCACUCUCACCAUAAUCAUGCCGCUUCCAGUAAAAAUCGAAAAGCUCUUUGCCCAGACCAUGACUUUGAUAGUUCAAGUAAAGAGCCUAGAAACAGCCAGGGGAAAGGACCUCAUCGAUCAGAACAUGCCAGUGGUAGAAGGAAUGUUUUAAUCAAGGAUGGCGCUGGUGCUAGUGAAGUGACCUCAACUGUGUAUAAUGCUGUCUCUGAAGGAACUCACUUUCUAGAGACCAUAGAAACUCCAAAACAUGGAAAACUUCUCCCCAAAGGUGUGAGCAGUUCCACUGUACCCAGUGUCACAGAAAAGAGCUGGGCGACCUGGCUGGCUAGUAGGAAAACAAAUGAAUCUGUGAGUGAGCCCAGAAAUGGCUUUAUGUAUUCCAGAAGCACAAAUGAAAAUACUCAGGAGUGUUUCAAUGCAUCAAAGCUGCUUACAUCUCAUGGCAUGGGCAUCCAGGUUCCACUGAAUGCCACCGAGUUCAACUAUCUCUGCCCAGCCAUCAUCAAUCAGAUUGAUACUAGAUCAUGUCUGAAUCAUACAACGAGUGAAAAGAAAGCUGAAAUCCCUCCAAAGACAUAUUCUUUACAAAUAGCCUGGGUUGGUGGCUUUAUAGCCAUUUCUGUCAUCAGUUUCCUGUCUUUGCUGGGUGUUAUCUUAGUGCCUCUCAUGAAUCGGGUGUUUUUCAAGUUUCUUCUGAGUUUCCUCGUGGCAUUGGCUGUUGGGACAUUGAGUGGUGAUGCUUUUUUACACCUUCUUCCACAUUCUCAUGCAAGUCAUCACCAUAGUCACAGCCAUGAAGAACCAGCAAUGGAAAUGAAGAGAGGACCACUUUUCAGCCAUCUCUCUUCUCAAAACAUAGAAGAAAGUACCUAUUUUGAUUCCACGUGGAAAGGUCUGACAGCUCUGGGAGGCUUAUAUUUCAUGUUUCUUGUUGAACAUGUCCUCACAUUGAUCAAGCAAUUUAAAGAUAAGAAGAAAAAGAAUCAGAAAAAACCUGAAAAUGAUGAUGAUGUGGAGAUUAAGAAGCAGUUGUCCCAGUAUGAAUCUCAACUGUCAACAAAUGAGGAGAAAGUAGACACAGAUGAUCGACCUGAAGGCUAUUUGCGAGCUGACUCACAAGAGCCCUCCCACUUUGAUUCUCAGCAGCCAGCAAUCUUGGAAGAAGAGGAGGUCAUGAUAGCUCAUGCUCAUCCACAGGAAGUUUACAAUGAAUACGUACCCAGAGGGUGCAAGAAUAAGUGCCAUUCGCAUUUCCAUGAUACACUUGGCCAGUCAGAUGAUCUUGUUCACCACCAUCAUGACUACCAUCAUAUUCUCCAUCACCACCACCACCAAAACCACCACCCACACAGUCACAGUCAGCGCUACUCUCGGGAGGAGCUGAAGGAUGCCGGCAUUGCCACACUGGCAUGGAUGGUGAUCAUGGGGGACGGCCUGCACAAUUUCAGCGAUGGCCUAGCAAUUGGUGCUGCUUUUACUGAAGGUUUAUCGAGUGGUUUAAGUACUUCUGUUGCUGUGUUUUGUCAUGAGUUGCCUCAUGAAUUAGGUGACUUUGCUGUUUUACUAAAGGCUGGCAUGACUGUUAAGCAGGCUGUUCUUUAUAAUGCUCUGUCAGCCAUGCUGGCAUAUCUUGGAAUGGCAACAGGAAUUUUCAUUGGUCAUUAUGCUGAAAAUGUUUCUAUGUGGAUAUUUGCACUUACUGCGGGCUUGUUCAUGUAUGUUGCUCUGGUUGAUAUGGUACCUGAGAUGCUGCACAAUGAUGCUAGUGACCAUGGAUGUAGCCGCUGGGGAUACUUCUUUUUACAGAAUGCUGGGAUACUUUUGGGAUUUGGAAUUAUGUUGCUUAUUUCCAUAUUUGAACAUAAAAUUGUGUUUCGUAUAAAUUUCUAAUUAGGGUAUAAUUGCUAGAGUAGCUUAAAGCUAUAGUUUGCUGUCUAUAGUUUGAGUAGGUCAUAGGCAGAUGAGUUAGUAUGCUGUGAUAUGUAGCAUUUACGGUUAGUGGAUUUUGUGAUUUUUGUAUUGAAUAUUGCCAUUUGUUAUGCUUAUAAGGUCAGUUAUGGUGGUAACAUAAAGGUACUUUUAAUAUUUAAGUUAUUCUAUUUGGGGAAUGUAAGCUAUAUGUGCAAUUUACCAAUAUUACCGGUUUAUGGUAUAAACAAGAGAUUUGGCAUGACAUGUUCUGUAUAUUUCAGGAAAAAAAUGUCUUUAAUGCUUUUUCUAGAACUAAUUUAAUAUAGUAAUUCCCAUGCUGGAUUUUAGGCCUCUGAAGAACUGCUGGUGUUUAGGAGUAAGAAUACACAUGAAGCCUAAGAUACCAAUAAAGCUUAAACUGAAUUUAAGCUAAGAAAUAAGGGAAAAAAGAAAAG
This is a messenger RNA of Lipotes vexillifer (Yangtze River dolphin), 2681 nucleotides long. RefSeq names its product solute carrier family 39 member 6 (gene SLC39A6). Lineage: Eukaryota; Metazoa; Chordata; Mammalia; Artiodactyla; Lipotidae. Gene Ontology annotation, molecular function: zinc ion transmembrane transporter activity; monoatomic cation:bicarbonate symporter activity. Bases 1 to 2205 code for a protein of 734 amino acids. The transcript is spliced from 9 exons. The record is from RefSeq and is a predicted model, not a curated record. Gene Ontology annotation, cellular component: plasma membrane. Gene Ontology annotation, biological process: zinc ion import across plasma membrane; intracellular monoatomic cation homeostasis.